AUGUAUCUUGAAGAAUUACUUAUCGAAGGCUUUAAGUCAUAUGUUUCAAGAACUCAUAUUACAGGUUGGGAUCCUGAAUUCAAUGCCAUUACGGGUCUCAAUGGUACUGGCAAAUCAAACAUUUUAGAUGCCAUUUGUUUUGUACUUGGUAUUACUAACCUUUCACAAGUACGAGCAAGUAAUUUACAAGAUCUGAUCUAUAAACGUGGGCAAGCAGGCGUAACAAAAGCAUCAGUAACGGUUGUAUUUAAUAAUGAGGAUAGAGAUCGUAGCCCUGUUGGAUUUGAAGCAUACAAACAAAUUACGGUAACUCGACAGGUGCUUAUGGGUGGAAGAACAAAAUAUAUUGUUAAUGGUCAUAAUGCGCAACAACAAACAGUACAAAACCUUUUUCAGUCAGUUCAAUUAAAUAUUAACAAUCCUCAUUUUCUAAUUAUGCAAGGUCGAAUUACUAAAGUACUCAAUAUGAAGCCAACGGAGAUCUUGAGUAUGGUUGAAGAAGCUGCAGGCACAAAGAUGUUUGAAGAUCGUAAAAAUAAAGCAUUGGCUACGAUGGCUAAAAAGGAACGCAAAGUAGAAGAAAUUAAUACAUUGUUAUUAGAAGAUAUUAUACCGAAACUAGACAGACUUCGUGCAGAAAAGAGAGUCUAUUUGGAUUUCCAAAAGACAGAAGUUGAAAUGGAGCGUUUGAAUCGUCUCGUAAUUUCAUAUGAAUAUAAAAAACAUGAAGAUAGAUUGAAUAAAUCAGGAGCAGACAAUGAUGCAAGGACUCAUAAAAUUAAUGAAUUAAAAGAAAAUGCUCAAGUCUUAGGGAACGAAAUAAAAUUAAUUGAGGAACAGAAAAUGGCCAUCUCUGCAAAGAUGAAAGAGAAUUCUGAGAGUGGGAAUAAGAUCAAAUCCUUGGAAAAGAAAAUAAAAGAAUGCUCUACUCAGUCCGUUCGAUUAAAUGCAAAGAAAGUAUUAUUAGAAUCUUCUACAACAGAUGAGCAAAAGACGUUAUCAUUGUUAGCAACUCAAAAAGGGGAGCUGGAGGAAAGCUUAAAUGAGAAAAGGGAGGCAUAUGGAAGAAUCAAGGAUGAAUACGAGCUUUACAAAAAAAAAUAUGAUGAAAAAUCAAAAGAAAUGAAGAGCACAGAUGAAUUAAUUCAAACAUUAACAACUGGUAUUUCAGCUGAAGAAGGCCAUGAAAAUGGCUAUAUGGAACAACUACAACAAUCAAAAAAUGCUGCUAAUCAAGCAUCUACUGCUGAAGAACAAGCUUCUUUAAAGAUGAAACAUUUACAUAAGGAGCUUGCUGAAAAGGAACCUCAAGCUGCUAAAGCGCUUGCAGAAAGUCAAGGAUCACUUGCUGCAUUAGAAAAAAAGAAAAUAGAAAUGAGUGAAACUGAGCAAAAAUUGAGUGCAUUGAAUUGGGAUCCAGAAACUGAACAUCAUCUUCUACGUAGAAAGAGAGAAGAACAAGAUAUGUUAAACGAUUUAUAUGAAAAGCAAGAAUCCUUAUCUCGAAAACUAUCUAAUCUUAAUUUUGAAUAUACAUCACCUUCACCAAAUUUUGAUAAAUCUCAAGUAAAAGGUCUAGUUGCAGAAUUAAUUACGCUUGAUAAAGACCAUUAUGAUGCAUCUACUGCCCUUGAAAUUUGUGCUGGUGGUAGACUUUAUAAUGUAGUUGUCGAGAAUGAAAAAGUGGGUGCACAAAUCUUAGAUCAUGGGAAACUUAAACGUCGAUGGACACUUAUUCCAUUAAAUAAAAUCCAAGGACAAAAAGUAUCAGAAAAAAAAAUAUCUAUUGCUGAGAAGAUUGCUCCAGGAAAAGUUCACCUUGCAUUAAGUUUAAUUGGAUUUGAUGAAGAGGUAUAUGAAGCAAUGGAAUGGAUCUUUGGUAGUACGUUUAUUUGUGAAGAUGCCAAGACAGCUAAGGAAGUGACAUUUAAUAAGCAUUUACGUAUCAAAUCAGUCACAUUAGAUGGUGAUAUCUAUGACCCUCAUGGCACUUUAUCAGGUGGAUCUAAACCCAAUUCAGCGGGUAUUUUAGUAAAGAUACAAGAAUUAAAUGAAAUACACGCAGAGAUAAAACACCAUUCUCAACUGUUAGAGGAUUUAGAUAGAGAGAUAGAAGCUUGUCAACAAUCUAUUACACAAUACAACAAAUAUAAGCAAUGUUUAGAUCUUCAAACACAUGAAUUGAAAUUACUUGAACAACGUAUGAGUAAGAGUACACACACUCAGUUGGCUAUGCGGGUUGAAGCAAUAAAGUCACAAAUUGCUCAACAAGAGGAAAUUAUGCAACAAUCGAUAAUUGCAAAAGAAAAGGCACUUGAAGAUUGCAAGCGUAUUGAAAAUGAAAUGGCAGAAUUUAACAAUAACAAAGACACCAAAAUAGAUCAGAUGACUGAACGAGUAGAAAAACUAAAGAGUCAAUUAAAGAAAAGUGCCAUCAAGUUAAAAGACAUGCAACGAGCAGUACAAACAUUUGAACUUGAAAUAGAACAAAUUGAGACCGAUAUUGUGGCAUGUGAUAAUGAGAUGAAAAAGGUACAUGAAUCUAUUGCUGAAUAUAAAGCAUCUAUAGCUGCUAUGAAAGAGGAAAUAGAGAAGAUUCAGACCGAUGAAAUUGUCGCUAAAGAGGAACUUGAAAGCGAAAAUAGAAUUUUGAAUGCACAUAACGAGGAAUUUAAUGAUUUAUGUACUAUUCAUGAUCGUAAAUCCAAUGAACUUGUUGAAUUAAAUUUAAGAAUACAGAAAUUGACACAUGACAAUGAAAGAUUUAUUAAAGAAAGACAACACUCUGAACAGACAAUACAAGAAUUAGAAAGUCAAUAUGAAUGGAUAGCUGAUGAAAAACAAUUAUUUGGUCAAGCUGGUUCAGCGUAUGAUUAUACAAAUAUUAGUUUAGCUGAUAUAAGAAAACAACUCGAACAAUUAAGCGUUAAUCAUGAUUCAUUACGUAAAAAGAUUAAUGUACGAGUUAUGAAUAUGAUUGAUAAUGUGGAAAAGAAAGAGGCAGCUUUAAAAGAAAUGCUAGCUACAGUUCAAAAAGAUAAACAGAAGAUUGAAGAUACCAUUCAAACAUUAGAAAAUUAUAAAAUGGAAGCUCUUGAAAAGACAUAUCGUAAAGUUAAUAAAGACUUUGCAGAAAUCUUUGGUGAUUUAUUAGAAGGAAAUACAUGUAAACUACAAGCACCAGAAGGAAAGUCAAUAGCAGAUGGUCUAGAAGUUAAAGUAUGUCUUGGAGGUGUAUGGAAGCAAAGCUUAACAGAAUUAAGUGGUGGGCAAAGAUCAUUAAUUGCAUUAUCUUUGAUUUUAUCCCUACUUCAAUUCAAACCAGCGCCCAUGUAUAUUCUUGAUGAAGUAGAUGCUGCACUUGACUUGUCACAUACCCAAAACAUUGGUUCAUUGUUACGUACAAGAUUUAAAGGAUCACAAUUUUUAGUUGUGUCUUUGAAAGAUGGUAUGUUUAAUAAUGCUAAUGUAUUAUUUAAGACACGUUUCAAGGAUGGCACAUCAGUAGUAGAGAGAACUACACCUUAUAGAAAAGAAAGAGAAGAAGCUACAUCACGAAAGCGUGGACGUGCUGAUAAAGACACUAGAAAUACAACACAUUCAUAA
Messenger RNA from Cokeromyces recurvatus, 3606 nucleotides. RefSeq lists its product as uncharacterized. Gene Ontology annotation, biological process: chromosome organization. The transcript is spliced from 10 exons. Gene Ontology annotation, cellular component: chromosome. Gene Ontology annotation, molecular function: ATP binding; protein binding; ATP hydrolysis activity. Lineage: Eukaryota; Fungi; Mucoromycota; Mucoromycetes; Mucorales; Mucoraceae. Bases 1 to 3606 code for a protein of 1201 amino acids. The record is from RefSeq and is a predicted model, not a curated record.